Stegostoma tigrinum is the source of this 1155-nucleotide messenger RNA. RefSeq names its product selenoprotein J (gene selenoj). The record is from RefSeq and is a predicted model, not a curated record. Bases 119 to 1111 code for a protein of 330 amino acids. Lineage: Eukaryota; Metazoa; Chordata; Chondrichthyes; Orectolobiformes; Stegostomatidae. The transcript is spliced from 8 exons.
UGCAGGGUCCGCUCUGUGGGAUCCUGCUGUGUACCCAGUGAGCUCUGCAGCCUUUCCUUAUCCAGGAAAGUCAGCUUGAGGAUGAAGCUGGCGCUAUAGAAACUGCCUGAUCAUAAAGAUGGCAGAGCUUACAGUUCAGGAGCGAGCCAUGGGAGCGGUGAUUGGAUCACUUGUGGCUGACGCAGCUGGCCAGCCAUUGCACUGGAUCUAUGAUGUCAAGCGUUUGGAUCAGGUUCUGAAGGGCCGUGAGGCCACUCCUGAAUUUGUGGAUCCUGGUCAGGGUCCAUUUUACCGCCAGCCAACUGGAGCUCAGAGCGGUUAUGGGGAUCAGACUCUUGCCUUGCUCAAGGCCCUGGUGGCAGGGAAAGGUUUCAAUGUGCACCUGUACCGACAAGAAUUGUACAAAACCUUUGGACCAAACUCUGAGUACGACCUGAAGGGAAAACCAAAAGGGCAGGACCAGGUUCAAACAGGAGGAUACAGACAUGCUUCAAUUAAAGCUUUCCUGACUGCGUAUGAAGCGGGAAAGGAAAAAACAGGAAUCUCCACAGAUGCACAGAUGGAUGGUGUGGCAAAGAUUGCACCAGUAGUUGCUCUAUAUGCUGGAGACCCCAAACUCGCUCAGUAUGUGGAGGAGGCAGUCCGAGUCACACAGGAUGACAAUCUGGCCGUGCAAUGCAGCAUCGCAGCCGCUGCCAUUCUGGAGGAAUUCAUUCUUCACCCCCCGAGGGAAGCAUUUCUGGAACAGAUGAGGGAUCGACUGGAGCUGAGUGUCAUUACCAGCAGGUUACCCGAGAUCCUGCAACGGCGCAGCGUGGCACACCGGGAGAUGGUGCAGCAAAUUGGCAGCUCGUGCGCAAUCCCAGGGAAUUUGCUAAAUUCCCUGCACUGUCUGCUUGCGAGCCCAAGCCUGACUGAUUACCCAGACACGAUAAGACAAACUUUGACAGCAGGAGGAUGUAACUGCAGCCGACUCAGUUUUGUAGGAGCCUGUGUUGGUGCAGCAGUCGGUCCCCGGGGGCUCCCUGGCGACUGGAUCAAGAAGACUCGACAUUGUGAUCUUAUUGAAAAACUUUCCCAGGAUCUAGUUGCUCUCCGAGUGUCUGGCUGAGGGCAGCCCGGUUGGUUCCAGGCAGCAAUUGACAAACCCUGCAA